Messenger RNA from Etheostoma cragini (Arkansas darter), 1265 nucleotides. RefSeq names its product nuclear receptor subfamily 0, group B, member 2a (gene nr0b2a). Gene Ontology annotation, molecular function: transcription factor binding; transcription corepressor activity. The transcript is spliced from 2 exons. The record is from RefSeq and is a predicted model, not a curated record. Bases 85 to 861 code for a protein of 258 amino acids. Gene Ontology annotation, biological process: negative regulation of transcription by RNA polymerase II; circadian rhythm. NCBI's taxonomy places the organism in Eukaryota, Metazoa, Chordata, Actinopteri, Perciformes, Percidae. Gene Ontology annotation, cellular component: nucleus; cytoplasm.
GAGGAAACAGCAGCAGCUCUCGCAGAGCCCAAACUGUAAGAGGUCUCUUACAUUUAACCACAUAGAUCUCUACAACCUUUGAAAAUGGAUAAUGGGUGUCGUUGUGCAGCUAACCGCAACGUGCUUUCGAAUCCUAUCCUCUACAACAUCCUGAGCCAAAUGGAUAACAGCCCGCCAAGCCAAAACUGCUUCAACUACAAUUCCAUAACUCAUGGAUGCACCUGUGUGCUGCGACGGACAGUAUGCCUGAAAAGGCCAUCUGAGAUCUGCAAAGAAGCGUCAGCAGUUUUGGUUAAAACUGUCCAAUUCAUGAAGAACUUACCUGCGUUUAACCAGAUGCCACCACAUGACCAGUUUGCACUUCUCAAAAGCUGCUGGGCACCGCUCUUCAUCUUGGGUCUGGCCCAGGAGCAUGUGGACUUUGAGGUGAUGGACACGUGUGCUGACAGCAUGCUGAAAAAGAUUCUCCUAAACCGCCAGGAAAGCCCUAAGAUGGAGAGGGAGCAGCCCACCAUGGCCGGUGCCAGCAAACUCAAGUCCUGCCUCAAAAAGUUUUGGAGUUUGGAUUUAAGUCCAAAGGAAUAUGCAUACCUCAAAGGGACCACACUAUUUAAUCCAGAUGUCCCAGAUUUAAAGGCAGCUCUGUUUGUUGAAAGCUUGCAACAGGAGGCUCAGCAUGCCCUCAGCGAGGUGGUCCAGCUCCUUCACCGAGGGGACCAGGAGCGCUUUGCUCAAAUCCUCCUCACAGCCUCUAUGCUGCAGAGCAUCACACCCAGCCUCAUCACUGAACUCUUCUUCCGGCCCGUGAUAGGCCAGACGGAUCUGAUGGAGUUGUUGGUUGACAUGCUCUUCUGCAGAUAGUAGAGGCAAGGACGACUUCAUGUAACUCUCCUGGACAAAGUUGAAUCCAAUGUUUUCAACGGUGGUGAUUCAGACCUUUUCGUCGACCAACCCAAGCAAUGUGUCCUCAUGAGAUAAAGGAAUUCCCGACAGUGGACUGCUCUUGCGAUAGCCGUCAAAAAAAAGUGAACUGGUGAAUAUGAGACUAUGAGUAACUUAUAUUUACGCUGAAGCUCAGGUCACUUUAGCCUAGUCUGAAAAACUUUUAUCCGCUGUAGUGGAAAGAUUUGAAUAUCCACAUGAAGGCAGCCAGUACCCACUCUUGUAGGUAUCUUAUGUAGGAGAUCUUUUCUGUUUUCUUCAAUGUUGUAAAUAAGUCUGCAUUUACAGAACAUUUCAAAUAAAUAUAUUUUUGUACAUGAACG